AUGGAAGAAGAAGAAACUCAAAAUCUGUAAUUAAGAUAAUAGGAUGUCGAAGAGAAUUUAAUUCCUUAGUUUAAAAUUAUGUCAUUAAGGGAUGGGAAUCAUAGAAAGGUUUAAUUGCAAAAUAACAAUAGUAAUAAUCAAUCAGAUAUUAGACAAUCAUAAUAAAAUCUUAUUGAACAGAGCAAAGUGACUCAAUAUUAUCAACAAGCAAACACAUUGCUUUACGACUUAAGAAAAGAAUAUUUAGAAACAUUGGAAAAACAGAAAAACUAGAUUGUUGAAGAAUGA
Messenger RNA from Paramecium octaurelia, 288 nucleotides. Lineage: Eukaryota; Ciliophora; Oligohymenophorea; Peniculida; Parameciidae. The record is from the annotation of a GenBank genome assembly.